AUGAACUUUGUCCAUUUCUGUCAGGUAAACAGAGGAUCUGAGACGUUCCGGCGAAGGGUGGAAGACAGGGGCGUGCUUAAGAAGAGGCAGCAACAGGUGAAUUACAUCGCUGGAGAUUACGCCAACCGGAAGCCUGGCCAUAUAAGGAUUGAGAGGAUGGGACACACUCUGCUCUGUAAACUGGAGUUCAUCUUAUUCAAUCUUCUGUAUAAACAGUACAGUGGUGUUUAUCAGUGCUGUGGUCACAGGAAGAGUUCAGAUUCUACAAAGUGCAGCAACAGAGUCUCUAUACACGUAUCAGACAGACCCAGAUCCAGACUGACAGCAGGAACAACAACUGUGUCAGUAGGAGACAGAGUGACACUGAGCUGCUCUGUGGAGAAAUCUGCUGGUUGGAAAUAUGAGUGGUUCAGAAGAACCUCACACACCUCUGAAUACAGAAUCAAUGAUGGAGAAAAUGGAAACAUCAGAGUCUCACAAGGAGGAAUCUACAGAUGCAGAGGAUUUAGAGGAGAACCAGCCGUCUACUCUGAUAAAAGUGAUGAAGUCACCAUUAACAUAACCUUUUCCAACAAAGUGAGUGUGACCCAAAAACCCAGCUGGUCUCAGAUGUUCAGAGGAGAGACGAUCACUCUGACAUGUGAGGUUCAGGGAGGUGAAGGAGUUCAGUGGGAGUAUGAAUGGAGAAGACCUCAGUCACAGACAUUCAGGACAAACAGGAAAGACUGGACAUUCACAGCUUCCAUCAGUGGAGACUACAGCUGUAAGAGCAGACCCACAGAUGAUUCCUAUUCUGGAACAAAGUGGAGUGAAGCUGUUAGAGUAUCUGUUUCAGACAAACCCAGAUCCAGACUGACAGCAGGAACAACAACUGUGUCAGUAGGAGACAGAGUGACACUGAGCUGCUCUGUGGAGAAAUCUGCUGGUUGGAAAUAUGAGUGGUUCAGAAGAACCUCACACACCUCUGAAUACAGAAUCAAUGAUGGAGAAAAUGGAAACAUCAGAGUCUCACAAGGAGGAAUCUACAGAUGUAGAGGAUCUAGAGGAGAACCAGCCGUCUACUCUGAUAAAAGUGAUGAAGUCACCAUUAACAUAACCUUUUCCAACAAAGUGAGUGUGACCCAAAAACCCAGCUGGUCUCAGAUGUUCAGAGGAGAGACGAUCACUCUGACAUGUGAGGUUCAGGGAGGUGAAGGAGUUCAGUGGGAGUAUGAAUGGAGAACACCUCAGUCACAGACAUUCAGGACAAACAGGAAAGACUGGACAUUCACAGCUUCCAUCAGUGGAGACUACAGCUGUAAGAGCAGACCCACAGAUGAUUCCUAUUCUGCUACAAAGUGGAGUGAAGCUGCCAGAGUAUCUGUUUCAGCUCACAAACCAAAGGCUGAAAUGAAGAUCACAGAGUUUCCAGCAGAGGGCAGAGUGAACCUGAGCUGUUCAGUCAAACCAUCAUCUGGUUGGAGUUUCUUCUGGUUCAGAGGAGAGAAACUCUCCAAACCACUGACCAUACAAGAAGCUGUUUUCCUUUCAAAUGGACAAAUCAGUGUCUCACAGGGAGGAGUUUACAGAUGCAGAGGAGGAAGAGGAGAACCAGUUUAUCACACAGAGUUCAGUGAUCCAAUCACUGUUGAUGAGCCGGUCCUGAGAGUGUCUCCACGGUGGUUGAGUCCUGGAUCCUCAGUGACUCUGAGCUGUGAGGUUGAACAUGUGUCUGCAGGAUGGAGCUUCUACUGGUAUAAAGCUGUUCCUGAUCUAUCACACAAGUCUGGCUCUUACAGCUAUGAGCUGCUGCCUGCUAGCUCCAAUGGGACUGCAGACAACUCCUACAUCAUUCAUGGACAGACACACACAGCAGGAUAUGUGUGCAGAGCUGGAAGAGGAGAGCCACACGUCUACACUCUUUACAGUCAACCUCACUUUGUCUGGUCUGGAGAUCUUCAUCCAUCAGCGUCUCUCUCAGUGAGUCCUGACAGAGUCCAACACUUCACCUCUGACUCGCUCUCACUGACCUGUGAGGGAAACUCUGCUGAGUGGAGAGUCGGCAGCUUUCUGCUUCCUGACUUGCUGUCAUUCUGUUCUGACUGGGGAACAAUGACUGGAUCAACAUGUCAUGUUCAGAAGAUCCAGUCCAGUAAUGCAGUGUUCUGGUGUGAGUCUGGAUCAGCUUUCAGCAACGCAGUCAACAUCACUGGACACAAUGAUGAUCUGAUCCUGCUGAGUCCUGUCCAUCCUGUGACUGAGGGACAUUCUGUUACUCUUGGCUGCAAGUGGAGGACAGAAAAUCUUCUUUCUAAAGUGUUUUUCUAUCAGAAUGACACAUUAAUCCAAAGUGAGAGCAGAGUGGAGAUGAUCAUCCCUGCAGUGUCAAAGUCACAUGAAGGCUUCUACAAGUGUCAGUCCUCAGGAAAAGAAUCUCCACAGAGCUGGUUGGCAGUAACAUCAUCCAGACCUGACAGCUCUUCACUUCAUGUUCUGAUGAUUGUUGGACCAGUUUGUGUUUUUUUACUGAUGAUUUUCCUGCUGAUGUUUUAUUUGUACAGAAAGUCAAAAGAUUCAAGCUCCAUCAGCAGGUCUGAUGAACAAAAUCAGAACUGUGAUCCAGAUGAGAUUGAUGCUGAACACAACACAUAUGCUUCUCUGCUCCACGGUCAGCCUGAAUUUGGACUUUUCACAACCAUUUAUUAGCUUUCUUUUCAAUCUAAUCAAAUGAAUCUAAUUUCCACUUUCUUCUGGUUUGUAUUUGA
Molecule: messenger RNA, 2744 nt
Organism: Oryzias melastigma (Indian medaka)
Lineage: Eukaryota; Metazoa; Chordata; Actinopteri; Beloniformes; Adrianichthyidae
Product: Fc receptor-like protein 5
Exons: 15
Coding region: 1-2685 (894 amino acids)
Biological process (GO): cell surface receptor signaling pathway
Molecular function (GO): transmembrane signaling receptor activity
Source: RefSeq, a predicted model, not a curated record